This is a messenger RNA of Chara braunii, 4945 nucleotides long. NCBI's taxonomy places the organism in Eukaryota, Viridiplantae, Streptophyta, Charophyceae, Charales, Characeae. The record is from the annotation of a GenBank genome assembly.
ACGGGCGGAACUCGAAGUGGAAUGGAAACAGAUGCUUCGCGAAGGUCGGAUGGCUCCCUCUGGAAGAACGAUCAAUCCGCGACUUCGCUGGCGCGAAUUUGCAGGGGGACAGGGCGAUGGGCGCGAAUGCGCCUUCGCGAAUCAUCCAUCCAGUGGGAAAGGCAAGUUGUGGGUUGACCGCGAUCGGGCGAACCCAAUCGCCGAUGUUUCGCGAAGGUUGCAUUCUCAUUUUUCGGUUGUCUGGAGGACAGAUGCGCGGGAGCGGGCUGGGACCAGGCGGUUUUCAGGAAGCCCCACUGCUAUCUUCGAGCACGAGCAGGAACCCAUAUCCCAUGGGCAAGGCUUAAAAGCAGCUAGACCCCACGCUGCGAGUGUCAAAUUAAGGCAAUCAGCUGUCGUCGCACUCGCCAAUCCGUGCACCAGUCUGCGAUCGGGAACACGAGUAAUCUCUGCUGUUACGAUUUAGGGUUUCAAUCCGUUCGAACGCCCACUGUAGUCCGUGCCUACCCAUCUCUAUCUCUGCUUCACCGCAGUCGCGCGCGCAAGCGACGUCUCUCACCACUGUCCUUACGCAGUCGCUCGCUUCUGCUCACGCUCUAAUCGCGCAGGUAAGCGCUCACGAGUCCUCUUGCGCGCCCUCUCUCACGCUGGUCUGAAGCACGCACUCACGCGCUUCUCUCACGCUGUACUGAAAUCACGAAUCAGCUUGUCUUAACGUUGUCAUCGCAGCGUAGGCACUUGCUCUCCCUCACGCUGGUUAUUGUUGUUGUGGUGCGCAAAAUUUUCAGCAGGUCGUGAUGGCGGAUGUGGACGUGAUGCCGGGUUCCUCUGCUCCUGCUGCUGAGGACGUGAGCAUGAACUUCGAGACGGAGACCUUCGCUUUCCAGGCGGAGAUCAAUCAGUUGCUUAGUCUCAUUAUCAACACUUUCUACAGCAACAAGGAGAUCUUCUUACGGGAGCUGAUCAGCAAUGCCUCCGACGCACUGGACAAGAUCCGAUUCGAGGGCUUGACCGACAAGAGCAAGCUGGAGGCGCAGCCAGAGCUGUUCAUUCACAUCGUCCCGGAUAAGGCGAACAAGACGCUGUCGAUUAUCGAUAGCGGAGUUGGCAUGACGAAGGCAGAUCUUGUCAAUAACCUCGGCACGAUUGCGCGAUCCGGCACGAAGGAGUUCAUGGAGGCUCUGACUGCUGGUGCUGAUAUCAGCAUGAUCGGACAGUUUGGAGUUGGUUUCUAUUCGGCGUACCUAGUGGCGGAGAGAGUUGUCGUCACCACUAAGCACAACGACGACGAACAGUACGUUUGGGAGUCUCAGGCAGGCGGCUCGUUCACUGUCAAGUGUGACACCUCAGGCGAGGAUCUGAAGAGAGGUACCAAGAUCACCUUGUACCUGAAGGAGGACCAGACGGAGUAUCUCGAGGAGCGGCGGUUGAAGGACCUGAUCAAGAAGCACUCUGAGUUCAUCAGUUAUCCGAUCUCUCUGUGGACAGAGAAGACGACGGAGAAAGAGGUGUCUGACGACGAGGAUGAAGACAAGGACGAGGAGGAGGGCAAGGUUGAGGAGAUCGACGAGAGCAAGGACAAGAAGAAGAAGAAGAAGGUAAAGGAAGUGUCUCACGAGUGGAAGUUGGUCAACAAGCAGAAGCCGAUUUGGAUGCGCAAUCCCGACGAGAUCACGAAGGAAGAGUACGCGGCUUUCUACAAGAGUUUGACGAACGAUUGGGAGGAGCACUUGGCCGUCAAACACUUCUCCGUGGAGGGGCAGUUGGAAUUCAAAGCCGUGUUGUUCGUCCCGAAACGUGCGCCGUUCGAUCUUUUCGAUGGCAAGAGGAAGAUGAACAACAUCAAGCUGUAUGUGAGGCGAGUGUUUAUCAUGGACAACUGCGAGGAGCUCAUUCCGGAGUACUUGAGCUUCGUGAAGGGAGUCGUGGACUCAGAGGACUUGCCUCUGAAUAUUUCUCGCGAGAUGUUGCAGCAGAACAAGAUUCUUAAAGUCAUCCGCAAGAACCUUGUCAAGAAGUGUAUUGAGCUGUUCACCGAGAUCACCGAGAACAAAGAGGAUUACGCGAAGUUCUACGAGGCUUUUGCCAAGAACAUCAAGCUGGGUAUUCACGAGGAUAGCACGAAUCGCGCGAAGUUGGCGGAUCUGUUGAGAUACCAUUCGACGAAGUCCGGUGACGAUAUGACAAGCUUGAAAGACUAUGUCACGCGGAUGAAGGAUGGGCAGAAGGACAUCUACUACAUAACCGGCGAGAGCAAGAAGGCAGUCGAGAACUCGCCGUUCUUGGAGAAGCUGAAGAGGAAGGGAUACGAAGUGCUGUUCAUGGUCGAUCCGAUCGACGAGUACGCCGUCGGGCAGCUGAAGGAAUAUGACGGGAAGAAGCUCGUGUCGGCGACGAAGGAGGGACUCAAGCUGGAGGACACGGAGGAGGAGAAAAAGAGGAAAGAGGAGACGAAGAAAGCGUUCGAGAGUUUGUGUAAGCUGAUGAAGGAGAUUCUCGGUGAGAAAGUCGAGAAAGUUGUCGUCUCCGAUCGUAUUGUCGAUUCCCCUUGUUGUCUGGUCACUGGCGAGUAUGGCUGGACGGCGAAUAUGGAACGCAUCAUGAGGGCGCAAGCUCUUCGGGAUAGCAGCAUGUCGAGUUACAUGGCCAGUAAGAAGACGAUGGAGAUCAAUCCGGAGAACGCGAUCAUGAAAGAACUGAAAAAGAGGGCGGAAGCGGACAGAAGCGACAAGACUGUCAAGGACCUGGUGAUGCUGAUGUUUGAGACGGCACUUCUGACGUCGGGAUUCAGUCUUGAUGAUCCCAACAUGUUCGCGGGCAGAAUUCACCGAAUGAUUAAACUUGGUCUGAGCAUCGACGAGGACGCAGGUGCGGAGGACGAGGACAUGCCGCCUCUGGAGGAGGAAACUGCCGCCGAAGAGGGCAGCCGCAUGGAGGAGGUUGACUAAGGUAGAGGCCACGUGGACGUUGAUAACUCGUUUGAUAAACGCGCGAUUAGAUGUAAUCUGAGUGCCGUGAUUUCCGUUGGCGUUGAGGCCACGUGGACUCCGCGCAGAUUACGACGCGUCCACGUUAAUGUUGCAUAGAUGCGACGGAUUGGACGUGGACUCGAGAUCUGAUUGUUGUUUACUUCAGCAGUCUUCGUGGAUGAAACGGGGAGGGGGAAUUUCUCUGAGUCUGUUUCCAUAUCUAUUCCUAUUGUUGAUGUGGUGAACUACUCUGUAGGUCGACUGAGCUGUAGGUAUUACUUUCAGGAGUAGCUGGACUUGUCUCGUUCAUCGACGUUUGUUGUCGCGGUCGUCCUAACUGAAACGCGGUUGACGGGUGCGAUUAGAUGUCGUUUUGAGCUCCGUAAUGGCCGUUUAUUUUGCGGCCACGUGGACGUCGCUAAAGUGCUUCGCAUCCACGUGGAUGUUGCACAGGUAUGACGUUUAUGUAGCGGCCACGUGGAUGUCGCGUAACGUACUUCGCAUCCACGUGGGUGUUGCGUAGGUAUGACGAAAUAGACGUGGAUAUGGCAUUCGAGGCGUCAAGAAUUUUGCCGCGAAGUCGUUGCGGGGUAGGAGAUUUCUCCUUGCCUCUGUUUUCAUGUCACUCUUCGUGAUGGUAAUGAUGUCGGGAUUGAUGGGGAUCGAGUCGUCGCCGUGGAAGUAAGGACUUUCUCUUCGUAAUGGUAAUGAUGUCGGGAUUGAUGGGGAUCGAGUCGUCGCCGUGGAAGGAAGGACUUUUACGUAUGUGUGCGCUAUCUCAGAGUAUGCGGGUAGUCGAGGAUCAUACGUUUCUUACGCGUGGUGCAACUAGGUAGUUCAAGGACGCGUUGUCGCUCUCAUCUUGCCGUCGCGUAUUGGUCCGCCAGGGUGAACGAGUCUCGUCAUCGUCGUCUCCAGUGAUCGACGGGCGUAAUCAAGACGCCGUGGAAGUGAGGACUCUACGUAUGUGUGCGCUAGCAGAGGAUGUUGAAGUCGAGGAUCAUUCGUUUUAUGCGUGGUGCAACUAGGUAGGUCAAGGACGCGUUAUCGCUUUCAUCUUGCCGUCGCGUAUUGGUCCGCCAGGGUGAACGAGUCUCGUCAUCGUCGUCUCCAGUGAUCGACGGCGCGUGAUGAAGGCGCGGUUAUCUCGUUGAUGUCUUUGGUAUGAAGCGUGCUGGCGUCAUGUGUUCAUGACCUGGUUUUACCAGCUUGCGCCUAGUUAAGCUUUCUAAUCGCUUGUCGAUGUGCAUGUAUAAGGGCGGCCGCGCAUGUGAGGACUAGAAGGCAGGGUGAGUCGUCCGUGGUGGAUUGCGGUCGGCACAGCUGUGUGUGGAACUGCGCGGGAGUUGGUGACAGGAAGGUCGAUAAGCGGGCGGCGCGCGCGCAACAAAUUAAAGUUAAGCGCGCUGCCUUCGCGUUGUUAUCGUGGGGCAAUUGCUACGUCGCUGCAGUGUGGUCCUCCACCUUUCGAGGUAAUGUGUGCGAAUGGCGGGCUCUGGUAUUGCAGCCUGUGGGGCAAGCUGACGACUAUGUGGACUAUUGUCAUCACAGUGGUGGUUCAGUCUGUGAGUCGAUAAGAGACGACGGGUUGUGUCUUCCGAUCGAACCGGGGGCUGUGGCCUGAGCAAAUAUUACCUGUAAGUGAGCGGGAGCUUAGUUAUGAUGGACGGCGUUCUUCUGCCAGAGUCUUAGUUGUAUAGUAAUCCUGAUGGAGUAGGAGAGGCAUUGUAGAGCCAGCCUCUUUGAGUGGCACGUGAUUGGAGCAUAGCAUUUUUUUCGUUGUCGUGGAAUAUCUGACCAUUUGUUACGGCUGUUAUUGCUGGCCUCUUGCUGUAUCUCAUUAGAUGUGCAGAAUGAGAACGAGGUGUUCGAUAAGAAAUGGAAAGAUUCAACGCCAUAAUUGCUGCGUUUGUGCAAAUUGACUGUGUCCAUUGUGUUUCGCCAUAAUCGUCUUUUGUUGCAGUUGUGCAGUCAGU